AUGGCAGCGAUCCGAACGACUAAUGCCGCUGCUCACGGCCCCCUCUCCUGCCUGGACGGUGCCGUGUCUUCAGCAAACACCCUGUUUGCUGAUCAGGAACAGCAUGUCAAGGAUACAUCUCGACUAAUCCUGGAUAUCAUUUCUGAGCAUGCGCUUAACAAAUUCGACAACACGCAGGAGUCACUAGAGAAGCGUGAGAUCAACUUCUUGUCGGUCAUUGCCCGAUUCGUCGCGGCACAGCAGCCAGUCAAGACAUGUCUUCCUGCGUUCCCGUUUAAAUCAGCCAAUAAGGUAUAUAAAGUACUCGGUAAUCUGCCUGAUAAGGCUGAGGAAUUGGCUCUCGGCCGGUUGAAUUCCAUGUGCGUCCAGAUUCGGAACGUGUAUUCACCCGGCGCCAGCGUCACCAUCAUCUCAGACGGCAUCACAUACAACGAUCUGCUAUGUAUCUCGGAUCAAGAUACUUGGGCCUAUGGACAGGCUCUGCGAAAAAUGUCCAUCCAGAAAAGAUUUGACAAUGUCGACUUUUGCCGGAUCGGUGAUUUGCUCGAUUCCCCGAUGCCUAAGGAUAUGAGAGACAUCGUCUACAUUGCCAACUGCACAAACUUCCGUCGCAUGCUCCUCAAUGAGCAUGGCAGGGAAGAUCUCAACAUUGACGAUGAGAUUGCCUCAAAUCCAGACACCAAGCUCACAUAUCUCGGAUACAAGAGAUUCCUAGAUUACAAGAGAGACUGCAAAUACCUGGCAAAGCAGAUGCUGAUACGAGGAUAUGCUUUUGCUGGAGCUGUCAAAAACAAGUUCCCGAAUCAUCUCCGUCUUUCCAUUCACGAAUCUGUUGCAGGGGACAAGAUUUCCAUCAGCCUCCUCAGCACGAAAACUGGUUUCACGACCCCAUGGCACUGCACCGUUGCUCAGCUAGCAGACGGCCAGUGGGUAAGCGCUCCCAUGGGCGAGUUUAGUAAGGACAAGCGGUUGAAGGUUGUCUAUGAGGACGGCCGCCCGAGUCACUUUGAAGAACAACCGCUAGAGAAGGGCUCCGAGGGCAUCACCGAGGCUACGGCGGACUACCUCCGACAAGCCAGGCCACUGAGCGUCUACGAGUACCUAAGUGGUGCUUCAACGCCCUCCACAAUCGCCUCCUCGGACUCUGCCUCUGUCAAGCGAUCAUCUUUCUACUCGCAAUCAGAACUUUCAGAAGGCAAUACCCAGGCGACGCCCGCAACAGACUCUCCUCCAAGUCUCGCUUCGAGUCCCGUAGAGAAGCCGAGUGGCGUUUCGCUGUCGCGGGAGCCUGAUCGUGAUGACACGCCGUAUGGCAGACGACUGAUUCCGCAGAUUAUGGAUAGCCUUGCCGUCGUCGAGCCUGAGCGGGUUGUGUUCUCCCUAACAAAGCUUUCUGCCGAGUCUCUUGAAUUCCGUGAUGUUUCCGCCCAACUUUUCACUCAAGCCGUUGACAAGCUGGCGUGGUGGAUUCACGCACAAGUUGGAGAUACUGAGCAGAUUCAGCCUGUGGGUUACAUUGGACCGCACGACCUGAGACACGUUCUCCUGACUUACGCCUGUGUCAAGACCGGUUACACAGCACUCUUCCUAUCUCCUAAGAACAAUACAGAGGGAGCUUUGGCAGUCCUCGAGGCUACAAAGUGCAACAUCUGGGCUUCCGCUGGAGAUGCGGCUACUAUCCCUCUCGUCAAGGACGUGCUCCAACAGCGACCAAUGAAGAUCCUACAGCUCCCACUGCUCGACGACCUACUCAGCACAACACCUACUGAACCAUUUCCCUACACCAAGACAUUUGAAGAAGCUAAGAACGAUCCAUUCUGUUUUCUGCAUACUUCUGGAACAACCGGAGUGCCCAAGCCUAUCCCAUGGUCGCAUAGUCUCGUUGGCACAAUGGACGCUGUGCGGCUGCUGCCGCCAGUAGACGACCCUGAUUUUGACCUCGCUCCCUGGACAUCCAACUGGAAGUCGGGUGACAGGAUCUACUCGUCAUUUCCCAUGAGCCACGGAGCAGGGGUUAUCAUGGACAUCAUGAUGCCAGCCCUCUUCAACCUACACUGCGUCUUGGGUCCUGUGGGCGUGCUCCCCAAUAUCAACCUCGUGGAGAAAUUAGCCGUGACUGCAAGCAUUGACAUUUGGAGCAUGGUGCCAUCUCUCGUCGACGAGCUUGGCGAGACACCUGAAGUAUUGGCAAAAUUCCAGCCGUCCAAGUUCAUCUGCGCGUCUGGAGGUCCCGUCAGCCCCGUCAGCGCAGGAAAGGUCAAUGAAGUGAUCAGAGUGCUGAACCUUACGGGCACGACUGAAGGCCUAUUCAUCGGCAACCUCGUGACGGAGAGGGAAGACUGGUUCUGGUUCUGCUUCCAUCCGUCGUCAGGCUUCGAGUUCAAACAGAUUGACGACGACACCUAUGAGCACUGGGUUCAUCGGAACGAUUCCUGGCCCCUUAUGCAAGGCAUCUUCCAUACUUUCCCAGACAAGGACUCGAUCAACUUUAAGGACUUGUACAGAAGACAUCCGAGCAAGCCAAAUCUUUGGGCCUUCAAAGGACGGAGCGAUGACCUCGUUGUGCUGUCCAACGGCUACAAGAUUUCGCCUCUGGAAACUGAGGCUUUCGUUACUACACACCCUGCCAUCAACGGAUGUCUUGUUUUCGGAACCGCAAAGCCUCAGGCUGGUCUACUUAUCGAACUCAAGGACCCGUCGCACAAGCCCGAUUCGCUACUCGAUAGCAUCUGGGAAACAGUCAAGAAGGCAAACUCCAUGUCGCUUCACAAAAACCAGCUGCACAAGGACUUUGUGACCUUUUCCGACCCUGACAAACCCUUCAUUCGCACCGACAAGGGCACGAUCAAGAGACCCGCCACCAUUGCUCUGUAUAGCGAGUACAUCGAACGAUUCUACAGCUCACGAAGUGAAGAUGUUGAGGUGAACAUCCACGUUGACUUAGCCUCGAUCGAUUCCGUCCAGGACUGUCUCCGUGAGAUUUUGGCUUCAUCUCUACCUGAAGGCAGCGAAGUACCCCCUGAAACGGAUCUGUUUGCUCUCGGCCUGGACUCUCUGGGUGUCUUCGCAGCGGUCAAGACCAUUCGUGCAGCUACAGGGCUCGGAGAGAAGAUUGCUCCCCGCCACGUGUAUGCCAACCCUACAAUUAAGGGCCUCUCAGAGACCGUAUUGAAGCUGUCAGAGGAGAAGAGAGCCAAGGAGAAGGCUUCAGAGCAUGCACCUGUCAACCAGAACAACGUCAAGCUGAACAACUUGAUCGCUCAGCAUAAGGCACGACAAACCUUUGGCCUUAACGCCUUUGAUUAUGUCAACCCCAACCAUGGCAUGGGUCUCAUGUUCUAUUUCCCGCUUCGUGAGGGGGCCGACUUUGAGCGAGUCUUCCAGAAUCUCCAAGCGGGCCUCAACCGCACUUUUGAUAUGAUUCCCGGCCUCAGUGGGAAGAUGAUGCACUGCUCGGAGCAGGUGAUCGGCUACACAAAGGGAGACCUCUGCGUCACGAUGCCCCCCCUUUCGAAGGCAACGUCGGUCCACAAUCGUCUCGUUUACAAGGACCUCUCUGGAGUUCUUCCGUCUUACAAGAAAAUGCAAGAGGCAGGCUUUGCCCCGUCACUCUGUCAAGACGACGUUGUCCUCAGGGACGAUCCGUUUCCGAAGUUUCCCGCCAACAUUUUCGUUGGUCAGGCGAAUUUCGUGACGGGCGGUUGCAUUCUGGCAGUCGACCUAAAUCACUGCUGCCUCGACGGCCUCGGUGUCAUGGUCGCCAUCAAGGCUUGGGCCGAGAACUGUAGAUUCCUCCAGGGCGACGAAUCUGCAACAUGCGAAUGGUUUGAUCCUGAGAGCUUCAACCACAGCCUGCCAGAGAUCAUUCACGAGCAAGAAGGCUGGCAAGAGGUCCUUGCCGAUCCAGCGGCCAAGGGUGUUAUCACAUCCAUCAGCGACAUUGUGCAAGCCUUCUUCUGGCGUGCCGCCAUCAGGGCGCGAUACCGCGUAGCCAAGGAGAUCCGCAAGGAGUCCUUCUCGGACAGUGACCUGUCAAUCCUUGAGCUGCCAACAGACGGCCGCCCAUUCUUCUCGUCAAUGUUGCCGUCAACCUACAUGGGCAGCCUCCUUGUGCUCAGCCGAUCGACAAUGCCCGUCGAGACGCUUUGCGCGCCCGAGACGAGCGUCGGUCAGGUGGCGUAUUUUCUGCGCCAGGCCGCCGCGCGCAUCACGCCCUCGGUCGUCCAUGAUGCGCUGACAAUCCUGCAAUCGCUGCCGGAUCACAGCAGAUUCUCGACGGCGAACAUGGGCCUUGAGCACAUGAACGCCAUGAUCUCCAACAUGAUGCUUUUCCCCGCUAGCGAGAUUAACUUUGGUGACGCCUUCUUCGGAAACGAGGGCUCGCCCGAGUCGAUGAGGCCGCUGAUUGAGCGCGGCAAUGGGCGCUUCCGGUUCCUGGUCGUCUUCCCGCUGCGCAAGGACGGUGGCGUAGAGCUUGUUUUGGGGACGCACCCGGAGGAGCUGGACAUGUUCAUGACGGAUGACGAUUUCACGAAGUACGCCGAGCUUGUAGAUACCUGUUGCUAG
Messenger RNA from Verticillium alfalfae VaMs.102, 4566 nucleotides. RefSeq names its product transferase family protein. Bases 1 to 4566 code for a protein of 1521 amino acids. NCBI's taxonomy places the organism in Eukaryota, Fungi, Ascomycota, Sordariomycetes, Glomerellales, Plectosphaerellaceae. The record is from RefSeq and is a predicted model, not a curated record. The transcript is spliced from 7 exons.